Sinocyclocheilus anshuiensis is the source of this 664-nucleotide messenger RNA. RefSeq lists its product as uncharacterized. The transcript has 3 exons. Lineage: Eukaryota; Metazoa; Chordata; Actinopteri; Cypriniformes; Cyprinidae. The annotation marks the transcript as partial. The record is from RefSeq and is a predicted model, not a curated record.
ACAUACGCAGACUGUCGCCGAACUCACCUUCGCUUCUUCUCAAGUUUUCUCAGACCAGUUGCUGGUGAAGGAGAAACACACAAAAGGGAGGAAAGGCUGUGGUUGUUUCAGGAGCGUGCGGAAGGCUGUAAAACGCCACGUCCAAACCCUCAAAACUAGAGUGUGUCCUCGUGUGCCUGACCAGGAGCCAUCGCAGGAGCAUCCACAAACAUCCAGACCAGAACCGACAGCAGACACAGAUCCGCUCGAGUCUGAGCCGGUGUUGGAUUACGCUCAAGCCACGCAGAGUAGAGCUGUAGCUUCAGCUGAGAGCAGCAGCGACGUGUUCGAGGAUGCAUUCGAGUACUUACCAGUGGAGAGCAGCACAGCUCAAGCGUCAUCUGAGAACAAUCCUGAACAACAAAACAACCCAACAGAGAAACACACAAAAGGGAAGAAAUGUUUCAGGAGCGUGCGGAAAGCUGUAAAACGCUACUUCCAAACCCUCAAAACCAAAGUGUGUCCUCAUGUGCCUGACCGGGAGCCAUCGCAGGAGCAUCCACAAACAUCCAGACCAGAACCGACAGCAGACACAGAUCCGCUCGAGUCCGAGCCGGUUUUUGAUUACACUCAAGCCACGCAGAGUAGAGCUGUAGCUUCAGCUGAGAGCAACCCAACAAAAUGA